AUGGCUGUGCCACUGAAAAAGUUGAGGUUAAAGGAUUUGCCAAAAUUGAAGAAUGUGUUGAGCAAUAAUCAAAGCCAAGGAGCAAUAAACUUGGCAUCAUCCUUAUGCCAUCAAAAUCAAAUUGAAGAAAUUAUAGCGAGACAGGAAGAAGAGGACAAUGAGGACACGGAAAUCAUUUUCAGCAAAUUGGAGCUUUUGGAACUUCAUGGAUUACCAAGAUUGAAGAGAUUUUGCAGCCAAAAUUAUACUUUCAAGUUUCCAUUAUUACAAUCUGUAACCAUAACAGAGUGCCCUCGACUCACGGCAUUCUGUUCCGGAGCCAUUCAUGCCCCGCAGCUUCAAAAUGUUCGAGUGACCAGUGAAUAUGGAGAAUCUCACAUAGAUAUUUGGAUGACUGAUCUUAAUGCCACCAUCCAACACCGGUUUACUAUUCAAGAGGUAAUUUCCACAACCAAAAGCAUGGCUUUAAAUGCGAAGAAUAUCACAAUGAUAAGGGAUGUCUUUCCUGAAGUGAGAACUCUUUAUGUAGAAAGCUUCACAGAUGAAGGGGUAACAUUUCCCUAUAGCUUCCUUGAGAGAUUUCCCAAGUUGGAUAAGCUUUAUGUGGAGCAUAGUUCCUUUGGGGAGAUAUUCCCCUCACAGGAUGAGAUUCUUGAUUUUAUGGGAAAAAUCCCACUAGUUGAAAAAUUACACAUUGCCUAUUUGGAUCAACUCAAGAGCAUAUGGAAGGAUGCUUCUCAGCUACCACCAAUUCAUCAAGACCUAAUAAAAUCCCUGGAAGUUGAAAGUUGUCAUAGCUUGGUCAAGUUGGCACCAUCCUCUGCUUCAUUUCAAAAUUUGUGGAAGCUGUCUAUAUCUGGAUGUCAUCAACUCGUCUAUUUGGUGACAAGUUCAACUGCCAAAAGCUUGGUGAGUCUCUUAGGGUUGAAGAUAAAUGAUUGCAAAAAGAUGGAGGAAAUUGUAUUGAAUGAGAACAACGAAGAUGUAGAAGGUGGAAUCACAUUCAACCAAUUGCGGCGGAUCAAACUUACUGAUAUGCCAAGCUUGAAGAUGUUCUCUUCACAGAGUCAAACAUUUGAAUUCCCUGAAUUGAAAGUGAUAGAACUAACUGGAUGUCUUGAAAUGAAGAUGUUUUGUCCAGGAGUAUUGGAAACACCAGAGUUGUCUAGAGUAAAAAUAGAAGAGCAUGAGAUGAAAUGGAAGGAUAAAGGGGACCUUAACAAAACAAUAGAAAUGCUAUCCUCAGUAAAGGUAUGA
This is a messenger RNA of Neltuma alba, 1257 nucleotides long. RefSeq lists its product as uncharacterized. The transcript is spliced from 2 exons. NCBI's taxonomy places the organism in Eukaryota, Viridiplantae, Streptophyta, Magnoliopsida, Fabales, Fabaceae. The record is from RefSeq and is a predicted model, not a curated record. Bases 1 to 1257 code for a protein of 418 amino acids.